AUGAAGACAAUUCUCGUCCUCGGCGGAUCCUUCGCCGGAAUCAUCUCUGCACAUCGUCUCCUCAAACAACAACCAAAAGGAUCAAUUAAAAUUAUUCUGGUUGCACCAAAUACACACGCCUACUGGAUUAUCGCCGCAGCGAGAGCAAUGAUCGCUGGUCAAAUUCCCGAAGAGAAAGUCUUUAUGCCAAUCGCAGCUGGCUUUGAAAAGUACUCAGCUUCGCAGUUUGAGUUUGUUCUUGGAACGGCAGAGUUUCUUGAUACAGAUACAAAGAAUGUUGUUGUUGCUACCGAGGGCGGUAAUAAAACUAUCAACUACGAUAUUGCUGUUCUUGCCACGGGAUCGAGUAUGAAAGGCGAUCUCCCUUUCAAGCCAAAAGGAACCACAGAUGAUCUAAAGAAAGAAUUGAAGAAGUACCAGACGCUGAUUUCAAAUGCAAAUGAUAUUGUGGUCGGUGGGGCGGGGGUAACUGGCGUUGAGACAGCUGGGGAGUUGGCAUUUGAAUAUGGAAGUUCAAAGACAAUCACUCUAGUAAGGCAAUUCUUUCCACUGGGUUUCACAGUCAUUUACAGUGCAGCUUUGGGGGUAAUUUCAAAUGAGGAUUAGAAGACUAACUUCGUCCCGCAGAUUUCUAGUCGCCCAACAAUUCUCGAAGGCAUCGUGCCCUCAAACGUCAUCAAAACUGCAACAAAACAACUAGAAAGCUUAGGAGUAAUAUUGAAACUCAACACGAGAAUCGAAAGCUCAUCAAAAGCAAAAGACGGCCGUGAGGAAUUGAGCUUUUCAAAUGGACAGAAAGUGAAGACAGAUCUUUACCUACAGACUGUCGGCAUGGUACCAAAUACAUCCUACAUGAAACCAGAACUUCUUGGUCCUGGAGGCUUUGUCUCGCCUGACGAACACUUAAGGGUGAAGAAUGUAAAGGAUGUCUGGGCUGUGGGAGACGUUUCUGACAUUCAACGUGCUCAAAUAUUACACCUUGAUGGGCAGACUGCCCAUCUAGCAAAGAAUCUGGGGUUGGUCCUUUCUGGCAAAGAACCCGUGGCAUUUAAUUCCAAGGUAAUUGGUGCGUAUAAUUCUAUUGUCCCGGGCAUUGUUAUUGAAGAGUGGUUGCUGAUUCAUCUUUUCCUUCAGAUAUACUUGGUUUUCAGGUCGGUCGUGAGAUGGGAACUGGACAUGUCGCUGGCUGGAGGUUGCCUAGCUUUCUCGUUAGCUACAUCAAGAAGACUUUGCUGGUUGAGAAACUACCUGGGCUUGUACAUGGGACGGAGUACCCAUAA
Messenger RNA from Hymenoscyphus albidus, 1280 nucleotides. Lineage: Eukaryota; Fungi; Ascomycota; Leotiomycetes; Helotiales; Helotiaceae. The record is from the annotation of a GenBank genome assembly.